GUUCAGAUCGGUUUCCGAUUCGGAUUCGGUUUCGAUUUCGCUGUUUGCUGUUCGCUCUUCGGUUCGCACACUUGCAGCUCCAUUCUAUAUGGGAAAAAAGCACAAGAAGAAAUUCACGAAAAGGUGCCUAAUUUUGUUACACACUUUAAAAUUCAGCCCAGCGGCUAGAAACCCACAAAAAAAAAAGAUCAAGACGAAAAAAAUAAAAAAUAAAAUAAUAAGAAGUAACCGAAACCGACAAGACAUUUCAAUCAAUCAAAAAGACGCAAAACCUAAUCGAAAUUGUUAAUCGAAAAUUACACAAAAUGGAAGAAACUGUUAAGAAAUAAAGCCAUAAGACCGAGCCACCGAAAAGUGAGAGUUUUCCUCGUUCGUGCCCAUGUUCGAGCCCACAAUACGUACGCCCACGACUGAAGAAAGGCAGUGAAAUAAAAAGAAAUCAACCGAAACAAAAGUGAAAAACAAUAAAGGCCACGGAAAACCACGGUGCAAUAAAAGCUUAACUCAAUAGCAGGGGAAAAAAUAUUUUCAAUUCGAGACGUCGCAAUAAAGAAAACAAAUAAAGUUCGAAAGAAAACAAAAAAUAAAGGCCCCAGUAACAAUUAAUUAAGAGUGUGGUGCAGCUAUAACAAUAACAAAAAACUAGCUCACAUGUAUUUACAAAAGACUUUUACGACUUCGCAGUGAAAUGCAAAUCAAUUAAACAUCAUAUGUAUUGUUAAAACAAAACGAAAAAAAAGGAGUUAAAAACGAAAAGAAAUUUUCGUUACAAUUUGAUUUGCCAUUACCCGAGGAUUUGAUGUGUUUUAUUGACCAUGAAAACGAUGGAAAGUCCGCGACUCUAAAAAAUACAUAUUUAAAAAUAAUUAACGAGAAUUCCCCAACUUGUGCGUGCAAUCAUUUCGAAUGAAAGCAAGAAGAGUUCAAUCGUAAAUGGAAAAACGGCCAAGUGAAAAAAAUGGCAAGAAGUGAAAAUCAAAUUUAAAAAUCCAUCAAAAAGUUUGCCGUUCUACAAAGAUAAUUAAACAUUUAACCGACUAAUAAAGCAAGGCGUAAACUUUACAAUCGCAGCCAAAUAGCAAAUAGCCGAAACUGAACUGAAAGCCUAACAUGCGCCCGGCACGUUACCGAUGAAGCAGCCAACUUUAAUCAGACCCAGACUCAGACACAGAAGAAGCACACCAGCGGCAGCCACCAAGAUGUGUCCCAAAAGGCAUUGGCUAGUCAACAACAGAGCAGCGGGCUCGCGAGGAUCAGGAGGAGCUGCGGCGCGGAGCAGGCGCAGUCUAGACCAAAUAGUAGAAGUAUUAGUAGCCUUAAUCGUAGUCAAUUGCCUGGCCACAGCAGCAGCGGCGCUGAUCACACCGCCCGACAGCCUCGAGUCACUGGGCUCCCUGGGCAUCCCGUCAUCCUCCGCCUCCUCCUCCGAGGACGACGAUGGCAUGACUAGCGGCUUCUACCGCAGCCCGCACCGCCUGGAGGGCUAUCCGCAGUUGCAGCAGCUGCAGCGCGGCCAGAACUUCAAGAUCAGCCCCAAGCCGUGCUCCUUUGGCCGCGUCGAGGGCACCUGCAUGUUCGUGUGGGAGUGCAUCAAGUCCGAGGGCAAGCACGUGGGCAUGUGCGUCGACUCCUUCAUGUUCGGCUCCUGCUGCACGCACAACUACACCGACAACAUCGUCCUGCCCCAGACGGCCUUCUCCUACACGAGGCCCACCAAGCCGCUCACGCUCCGCCCGCGACCGCCGGCAGCGCCCUACAAACCGAUGAUCAGCGGCAUGACCACCAUCGAGCGGCCUCAUGGCGCUGGCACCCUUGUGAUUCGUCCUUCGGGUCCGCACCACCAGGGCACACUGGCACGCCCGCAUCCGCCGCCCUACCAGAGCAAGCCCACAACUGCCUCGGAUCUGCAGGGCUCAGCCUCGCAUCCCAGCUCCAGUUCCAGCUCCAGCUCUAGUUCGAAUCCCAAUAGCAUUUGGCAUACAUCGACCCAGCAGCAGCAGCAUCAGCAGAACCACUGGCAGAUGACCACCGAGCCGAGCUUUAUUACCAAGCCGCGACCCACCGGCUGGACCAAGCCCGGCAUCGUCAAUUUGCCAAUGCCCGCGCGACCCUCCAAGCCGUCGAAGCCCACAAAGAAACCGAUUGUCUACGACCGGACACCGCCACCGCCGCCGUCCGUCCCACCGUCCGUUUCCACCUCGACGACAUCAACGUCGCUGAUUUGGCCGGGCCAGACGCAUCCCCCGCAGCCGCAUCGCCCCACCAGGCCGCAGCUGUCGCCGGGCACAUCAUUAGCCGCAUCCUCGUCCUCACACUGGCCAUCGUCAACCACCUCAUCCACUACAUCCACAACCACGACAACAACCACUCGUCGGACAACCACACCGGCGACCACAACGAGGAGGACCACGACAAACAAGCCCACCAGGCCCUACCAGCGGCCCACCACGGCGAUCUCCAGCUCGAGCACCUCCACCACUUCGAGCAAUACUCCCGCCACAACCAGGCCGAUUAGCUCCAGCAGUUCCAGCAGCAGCAGCGGAAUCGUCACCAGCUCCCAACGGCCAACGCAGCCUACGCACCGUCCGCCGGUUCUGGCCACCUCCGGCAUCGAGUCCAACGAGAUAUCAGACUCCUCCAUCCCCGACGCCGGAGCUCUGGGCCAUGUAAAGACCAUUUCGGCGGCUCGCAGUGAGUGCGGAGUACCGACUUUGGCGCGGCCCGAGACGCGAAUCGUGGGCGGUAAGAGCGCGGCCUUCGGUCGUUGGCCCUGGCAGGUGUCGGUGCGGCGCACCUCCUUCUUUGGAUUCUCGAGCACCCACCGUUGCGGUGGCGCUUUGAUCAACGAGAACUGGAUAGCCACCGCCGGACAUUGCGUGGACGACCUGCUCAUUUCGCAGAUACGCAUCCGCGUGGGCGAGUACGACUUCUCGCAUGUGCAGGAACAGCUGCCCUACAUAGAGCGCGGGGUGUCCAAGAAGGUGGUGCAUCCCAAGUAUAGCUUCCUCACGUACGAGUACGACCUGGCGCUGGUCAAGCUGGAGCAGCCGCUCGAAUUCGCGCCGCAUGUCAGUCCCAUUUGCCUGCCCGAGACGGACAGCCUCCUAAUUGGCAUGAACGCCACGGUCACCGGCUGGGGUCGUCUCAGCGAGGGCGGCACCCUGCCUUCCGUCCUCCAAGAGGUCUCCGUGCCGAUUGUAAGUAACGACAAUUGCAAAUCGAUGUUCAUGCGAGCUGGUCGCCAGGAGUUCAUUCCGGAUAUAUUCCUGUGUGCGGGCUAUGAAACGGGAGGGCAGGACUCCUGUCAGGGCGAUUCAGGAGGUCCACUGCAGGUAAGAUGCCCGAUGAAGCAAAACCAUGAGAUAUAUGCUAAUACAUAUUUCGCAGGCCAAGUCGCAGGAUGGGCGCUUCUUUCUGGCCGGGAUCAUCUCCUGGGGCAUUGGCUGUGCCGAGGCCAAUUUGCCCGGAGUCUGUACGAGAAUCUCCAAGUUUACGCCGUGGAUACUGGAGCAUGUCAGAUGAUGAUCAGAAGAUACUGACGGCGGCAGAUCGACUUUUGUUAUUUGUUUUAAUUUAUCAGUUGUAUCUAUAAGUCUUGUGUGAUUUAUCUUAAAGGAAUGUUAAGCGUAGUUAGCUUCAAUUUAACAAUUUUAACAGCUUGGCCUUGUGGGCCACUGCCACGCCCCUAUCCGCACUCACCCACUCACUUACACACACACACACACACACACAGUCAACGCCCACUAAUUUAGUCUAGCGAAAUGUUAGCACCGUAAGUUGUCUAACAAGGAAAUCGGUCGGAUUUCGAAUUGGAUUAUCUAUUUGUAUAUAGCCGAAGGGAUAGGGGGUUUGGGAGGGGUAGGGGGGAUUGGGAGUCAUUUGCAUGUCCACAAGUUGUUGGUAUUUUAGUGUAGUAAUAUUUAACAAUUAACUAAAUCUAUAUUUAUUGUAAACAAAUGCAUGCAGACAUCCGAACGUUGUUUGUAUCUUGCCCAAAGAACAAGUCUAUCUAUAGCGAUGCGAAAGCUCGAGAGCAAUAAAAGAUUACUGAAAAUAUUGUCUAAUAAAUAAUGCCGCACUCGGA
Molecule: messenger RNA, 4084 nt
Organism: Drosophila sechellia
Lineage: Eukaryota; Metazoa; Arthropoda; Insecta; Diptera; Drosophilidae
Gene: Sb
Product: serine proteinase stubble
Exons: 10
Coding region: 1131-3539 (802 amino acids)
Biological process (GO): proteolysis
Molecular function (GO): serine-type endopeptidase activity
Source: RefSeq, a predicted model, not a curated record